Messenger RNA from Linum tenue, 4893 nucleotides. Lineage: Eukaryota; Viridiplantae; Streptophyta; Magnoliopsida; Malpighiales; Linaceae. The record is from the annotation of a GenBank genome assembly.
CAAAAAUUUCCCUUUCUCACAAGGGAAUAUUGAUUCCGAUAAAACGACUCGCCGCCCCAAGGAAGGAGCCAAGCCUUCGUGUCCCUUUUUUCAGUUUUUGCUCUGCUUCUCCAACAAGGUUACAACUUUCAACCGACCCGUUUGGCUCUCCCUCUCCUUCUCUCUUUGUCUGUAUCUUCUGGGCUUUUCCCCCCUUCCUCCGCUUUGCUUUCUCUUGCUUGCAUGGCCGCUUCCAGGACGCGCCGAUCGACAUCGUACCGUGGAGGAGACAUCUCUGACUCCGAAAAGAUGGAGUCUUCCGCCGGCUGGGACGAUGCCCUCGAUUGGCUCAAGCUUGAGCACCAGUCGGUCUCCCGCUCUGUUUCGCUCCCGCGUCACGGCAAUUACAAGUGUUUGCUUGAAGGAGAACGCGUCCUAGCUGAGGGACAUGGUGUCGUUCUUGUUAAUACAGACGAGGCAGGCACAGUGGUAGUGACAAAUUUUCGUCUUAUGUUUCUGAGUGAGGGGACUCAAAAUACUGUGGCACUUGGCACAAUACCACUGGCAACAAUUGAAAAGUUGAGCAAAUUGGUUGCAAAGAACCAAACAGCUCCACGGCAAUCUGACAAGUCUACUUCAAGACGGCUCCUCCAGGUUAUUGGCAAAGAUUUGAGAAUUGUAGUCUUUGGUUUUCGCCCUAGAACAAAGCAGAGGCGUCUUAUAUAUGAUGCCCUACAGAGAAGUUCGAAGCCUCUGAGAAUCUGGGAUCUUUUUGCAUUUUCCAGUGGCUCAUCAAAGUUCAGUAACGCAAAUCCAAAAGUGCGGCUGCUGAAUGAGUAUUUUCGACUCCUUGGAAAAGGUUCUUAUAGUGCAACGAUGAAUAUGAUUGAGAAAGAGUCUUAUAUGAAAUCUAAUGAGCUCUGGCGGAUCAGUAAUGUGAAUUCCAGCUACUCAAUGUGCCAAACAUACCCAUUUGCUUUGGUUCUUCCAAAAUCCAUCAGUGACGACGAGGUGAUCCAGGCAUCCACCUUCCGUGCUAGGGGUCGCUUGCCCGUAAUUUCAUGGUGUCAUCCAGUCUCUGGGGCAGUCCUUGCUCGGUCAUCCCAGCCUUUAGUUGGCCUUAUGAUGAAUCUGAGGAGCAAUGCGGAUGAAAAACUUGUUGCUGCACUUUGUACUCAGCCCGGUGGGGCUCGUGGGAGGAGGAAGUUGUACAUUGCUGAUGCACGUCCAAGAAAAAAUGCUCUAGCUAACGGUGCAAUGGGUGGUGGCUCAGAGUCAUCGUCCAACUAUUUUCAGUCCGAGGUCGUCUUUCUGGGGAUUGACAACAUACAUGCAAUGAGGGAGAGCCUUUCUCGGUUGAGAGACUACCUGGAUACUCAUGGCACUACUUCAUCAGAUGGAAUGUCGUCUUUUCUGAGGCAUGGCGGUUGGACAUGGGGUGGAGGCAAUCUCAGUAGUAUGUCUGCUUCUGUAUCUGCCUUUGGGGACAGUGGUUGGCUGACUCAUGUACAGAGUGUCCUGACUGGUGCUGCCUGGAUUGCGGGACAUGUUGCUUUAGAAUCAGCAUCUGUUCUUGUACAUUGCAGUGAUGGAUGGGACAGAACUACUCAGCUGGUUGCACUUGCUAACUUAUUGCUUGAUCCAUACUACCGAACUUUUUCUGGGUUUCAGGUGCUUAUUGAAAAGGAUUGGCUUGCAUUUGGUCAUCCAUUUGCAGACCGUAUUGGAAUUCCAACUGUAUCUGGAAGCAGCAAGAUGUCAUUUGAAUUAACACGACAAGCUUCUGUUGGGAGUUUUCCACCCUCCCCCAGUCGGCAAUCAGUGGGAUCGAGUCCAGCUCCCAGUGCUUCUCAUGCACAGAACAACUGUUCUCCAAUAUUUUUACAGUGGGUCGACUGUGUUUCUCAGCUACUACGGAUCUAUCCUUUUGCUUUUGAGUUCUCAUCGGCUUUCCUGGUUGAUUUAUUGGAUUGCAUGAUGUCUUGCCGUUUCGGGAACUUCUUCUGUAAUAGUGAAAGGGAACGGCAGCAAAUUAGUAUUGCUGAAGCAUGUGGGUGCAUGUGGGCUUAUCUGGCUGAUGUACGCUCCUCACAAGGAAGGUCUCAUGGUCACUACAACUUAUUUUAUGAUCAACUGAAACAUGAUGGUCCCUUGUUGCCUCCGGCAGCAGCUUUAGCUCCUACCUUGUGGCCUCAAUUCCAUCUUCGAUGGGCCUGCCCAUCAGAAGCACAAGCUGGUGAUGAGCUUGAAGAUCGCUGCAGAGAAAUGUCUCUCCGAUUUAAUGAACUACAUAAGGCAAAAGAAAUAGCAGAGAAGAAAGCUGCUGAAAUGACCAGUGCCUUUGAAUCAUUGUCAGUGGAGUUGCGGCAUGAGAAGCAGCUGAGUAGCUCAUCUAUGGCCUUGGCCAAGAGAGCCAGCAAGGAAAGUGCAGCCAUCAGGCGAGCCAUACAGUCCCUGGGGUGCAACGUUCAUUUCGCCAGUGGUGGUGGUACGGACAUUGAGACCAGUAGGCCAUUGGAGGAUAGGCUAACAAGUGGAGAAUCAAACGGCCAAAAUGACGGGUCGGAUCUGUCGGUUUCAAUUUCGAUGGUGGCAGACGAGAAUGUUUCUUCUGCUAGCAAUCCUAUCAGCCGGAUAUGUCAAACUUUGUGCCCACAAAGUACGCGCGAGGGAGGAUGCAAAUGGCCCGAUGCUGGUUGUGCUCAGCUUGGCAGUCAGUUCGUUGGACUGAAAGCAAACUAUGAUGCCUUUGAUAGGCUUUCUAUAUACGAUAGCUAUUUCCAAACGGAUUGAAUGGCUGGGGUUGUUCGAUCCUUCUUUCCUGCAGAUCCAGAGACGAACAACCCAUUUAUCUCAGGUCCACCGUUCUCACUCCCAGCCUCGAUCAUCAACACUGACUAGGAAGAUUUCAAGAAAGCUUGGACAGGAAAUGGUGGGUUGCCAAUUGCGAGCAUAGGCCGAAGUUGGUGACAAGAGGUGUUGCCCCUGUGUCCCGACGAUUGUUGGCUUUGGAUACAUGUAAGCCGUAAGCUAUAAUGCCGAGUCAGGGAGGGGUGAACGGUGACACCGUGCUGUUGUUAGUGAGGUCUGGUGAGCUUGACCGGUAGGUGACAGUCUUCAUUUCGCCUUUCUUUUGCCGUUCAGGAUGAGCUCCGCCCUCAGCAGUCGAUUCAACGGCUCCAGCAUGUUGAAGACCACAACUAUUAAGGAAACGGGGAAAAGAGAGAGGGAAGUCCAUCAGGAAGGUAGUGCAGUGAAAGAUAUGGGAGUUGCAACAGAGAAGUGAAGCUGCGAAUUAGAGAAUCAAGUAGAAGGGGGUAAUGAUGUACCUGGGAUUCCAUUCUCUUCGCAGUAGGUAAUCGCCAUCAUGUCCAUCGAGGUAGCACCCCCAGAGACCACGUCUCUGAAUGAUAUGUGAUCCAGUAUCAUAUUGCUAUUACUGGUUUGCCAAUCAUCAAUGCCAUUUACGUUAGUGCCUUUGAGCAGAGCAUCUGCAUUGACUGAUAAGCUCUUAGGGCUGCUGCUGUGUCGGUUGUAAACAAAGGGUUGCCAGCCCCAGCACCCACCCCACCAAAUAUGACCACUCUCCCUUUCUCAAGAUGUCGGAUAGCUCGUUGCCUGCUAUAAGGCUCAGCGAGCUCUGGCAUUGAAAAUGCACUUUGCACGCGAGUCUGAAUUCCCAGUUUCUCUAAAGCUGAUUGCAGCAAUACAGAAUUCAUGACAGUUGCCAUCAUGCCAAUCUGGUAUGCUGUAGGUCUGUCCAAGCCAGUGGCAGAUAUCCAUGAAUCUCCACAAAAGAAGUUACGACCACCAACAACAAUUGCCACCUGCAGUCCAAGGCGACAAACUGUUGACACUUCACUUGCUAUCUGCAUUGCAACCUUCGGAUCAAUAUUCUGGCAGUUACCUGCCAGAGCAGCACCGCUGAUUUUGAACACAACUCUGCGCCAUUUCAAAUUCGGCAUUGAUUUAGGUUUCAAGUUGUUUGCUAAGGCAGAACUGGUCGGGGCUUACCUUUUAGUCUGCCUGACGGUCGUCAACGUGCCGCCAUUCACAACAGGAACCGCCACUGCGAUGGGACUGGGUUCACUACUCUCUGCAACAGCUCCACCGCCACCAGCGGAGACGGCUUUAGAACCAGAAGAUGAACUCCCGAUGAUGGCUCCAAUCUGCUUGAACCAAUGCCAAUUGCUAGCCACAUUACCUCCAAACCCACCACCGCUGAUCCUCUGCAGCUCCACUUUAUACCUCUUCUUCAGAUUAUCGAUCUUGUUCUUGCACUGCUCCACGCUCUUCCUGUUACCGCUCCCGCCCCUCUCGCUCACCGACUCCGCCACCUCCUCCCAAUCCCUCCCCCGCAGGUUCCCGCGGUUCAGCUGGCUGUACUUCACCGUGUAGGCGUCCAGCAGGCACGAGAUCGCCGUGUCGCUCCAUUCCUCCCUGUCCUUGCGGUAAUCCGCACGGUAAUCCGGCGUCGCGGCGGUGUUAGCGGUCGAUUCCGGUUCCGCGCCGUUGCCGUUCGCUUUCUGCCUUUUGCUGCUGCUGCUGUUGUUGUUGUAAUAGAAUUGCUGCUGCUGCGACGACGGCGGCUGGUGGUGGUGGUGGCUCCGUUUCGACGACGGAGUUGUUGGAGCUCCGGAUCCGGACUUUUCCUGGUCGGAGUCGGGGUAGGUCGGGUAAUAAUCUCCACCGUGGACGGACUCGGAGUCGGGGUGGACGUCGGCGGGUGCGUGAGGAGGCGGAGGAGCGUGCGGAUCGUCGAUUAAUGGGAAAUCGUCGGUGGCCAUGAGAUUUGGAAAAGACGGCAGGGGAGAGAGAGAGGGAGAGAUGACGACGUUAGGGUCAAGGUGACGGAGGGGUGGCGGAGUGAGCAAAGGAGUGAGAAACGUUAGGGUUGAUGCCAGCCAGUGACGG